AUGGAUACAACAACCCGUCCAGCCCCCUCCCCCUCCUCGUCAUCAUCAUCAGCGUCCGUGACCUUGAGCGUGCGUCAUCUGACCUUGACCCUGGUCCACCUCCUCCUCCUCCUCUCGCCCCUCGUGCCUCCCUCAGCCAGCGUGGUGUACUUCCGUCAGAUGAGUGACCGGGUCAUCACCACGCGCUACGGCAAAGUCCGUGGGAUUCUCGUCCAGUUCGAGAACAAAAACCUCAAGUCUGUGGAGGCGUACCUGGGGCUGAGAUACGCGGACCUGGACGGCGGGGGGAUGAGGUUCAUGCCGCCCAAGAACCCCAAGGACCAGUGGAACGGCAUCCGUGUGGCCAUCUCGCACCAGCCCGUGUGCCCCCAGCCAACCACUCACGAGCGGGAACUGAACCAACAGCUGCCCAAGGGGAGGGUGGACCAGCUCCGGAAUAUAACGCCCUUCAUCACGGAGCAGAAGGAGGAUUGUCUCACGCUCAAUCUCUACGUGCCGAAACAGCUCCCUCUCUCCUAUCAAACAUCUAUCGUCCUUAUUUCUCCUCCUUUUUUGUGUUUGUUACUCUCUCGUAACACCUCUAAUCUUCGACAUUUAUAUGACCUAAUUGUAUUGCAAGUGCAGUAAAACGCUUACUUUAACCAUUAAUUU
Molecule: messenger RNA, 651 nt
Organism: Aplysia californica (California sea hare)
Lineage: Eukaryota; Metazoa; Mollusca; Gastropoda; Aplysiida; Aplysiidae
Gene: nlgn4
Product: neuroligin 4
Biological process (GO): neuron cell-cell adhesion; synaptic vesicle endocytosis; chemical synaptic transmission
Cellular component (GO): cell surface; synapse
Molecular function (GO): signaling receptor activity; neurexin family protein binding
Source: RefSeq, marked provisional